CGCACAUUCCUGGCGCCAGAUCUGCCACCAUUACGACAUCCGCAGGGAUCCCAUUCUCCUUGUUCAACCAUCCAAUGAGAAGAAAGCAUCUUGAUUGUCAUCCCGACCUCUGCAGAUCUGCCUCUGCCAGCUCCCAGCCGUGUUACUCAUUGAAGAGGCCCUUCAGCGUUUCCAUGCGCUUCGUGGUGUCCGCCUGCAUCCUCAUCUUCACGCUUGAAGCGUCGCUGUGCUCUGCCGGGAGGUCACGGAGGCGGUUGCUGGAGAGAAGGAGACCGGCCUUAUGGGGCAACAGCGCUCGGCAUCGGUGCUGCGCAUCAGCUCAUCUUCCCCAGUGGCUGAACCGCCCCAAGGUCAGGCAAGCUGUGCACCACCUGCAGCGCUCAUUCACCGGGGACGCGAGAAGGCGUCUUAUCCGCUACUAUCUGCUGCAAGAGCUGGUGAGUAUCGGCGGCACCUACCUCAACUUCGAGCUCUCCCAGCGGGGCAUGGCUGUGCGGCUUCCGUGGUGGGUCAACCGAUGCAUUCGGUGGCACAACUGGCAGCACGUCAAGAUCCGCGAGCUCUUCACCACUCAGAUCCCCAUCCAGUCGGCGCUCAUCGCACCCAUCCUGGAGGAGCUGGAGUUCAGAUGGCUGCUGCAGGAGGGCCUCCUGCGCCAGCUGCCCAGGCUGGCGGCAAUGUGGCUGUCUGGGGACGAUCCUCGCGGCUUUGGUGCGGCCAUUGUGCGGUGGCUGAGACGUCUGCGGGGCAAUCAUGACAAGGCCAACUCAAGGCAGAGGAGAAAGAGAUGGGCGCGCUCGUCUGACGACCAUCGGAGGAUGCCCCUGGCCUUCAUCGACUCGCCCCCAUGUCGGCUGCUGCGUGUACUGCUCACGUCCAUCAUCUUCUCCAUCCCUCACCACCAGGAGCCAGGGCCCAUCGAGCUGGCGCCUGCCCGGGCAGCCAGCAGCGACGCCGCCCUCCCCGCUGGCCGUGCUGCGCGGAGAAAGAGGCGGCGCAAGCUCGAUGGGCGGACACUGGAGAGAUGCAUCUACGCCAAUCGCAUCUUGACGGCGUUCGGUCAGGGUGUGAUAUGGGGCUGGGUUGAGGAGGAGGCCCACGAGAUCGUGCGGUGCAUAGCGCUGCACAUGCUGCACAACACGCAGCAGCGUGUGUGCAUCGAGCUGCUCAAGAGGGUGCUGAAUUGGAGGGAGGACAUCAGGCAGAGGAGGGAAGACAGGAUGGCCUGAUCCAUCGCUGAUGAUGGGCCGAGUGAGUGAGUGAGUGAGAAAAUCCGACUGAGAGGGGAAUGCAAUUGCUGUGCAGUCGUUUUAGAGAGAAAGGAGGCAGAGGAAGGUGUGUAUAGGCAGAGUGAGAGUGAUGAGAGACCGACCGACUCGAUGUUUCUUUGGAUGCACGUGUGGUUCAAUCAAUAGUUGUCCGCCAAA
Vitrella brassicaformis is the source of this 1427-nucleotide messenger RNA. The record is from the annotation of a GenBank genome assembly. NCBI's taxonomy places the organism in Eukaryota, Vitrellaceae.